UAAGUUUUUGGCACAUUGUCCUUUCCACGUGGGCUCCUUAAAUAUCAGAAAUUGCAUCUUUUGUCCAUUUGGAGGAGAAAUCGAAGAGAAACCAUGCAAGGAGGCUCGCCUAUUAUUGUUUUAAAUCAAUCCACAAGAAGAGAGUCGGGCAGGAAAGUCCAACUUGGAAAUGUACAGGCUGCCAAAACCAUUGCCGAUGUCAUCAGGACCUGUCUUGGCCCUAGAGCCAUGUUGAAGAUGCUAAUGAACCCAAUGGGUGGUAUUGUGAUGACCAAUGAUGGCAAUGCUAUAUUACGCGAGAUCCAAGUACAACAUCCCGCUGCUAAAACGAUGAUCGAGAUAAGCCGAACCCAGGAUGAAGAAGUUGGCGAUGGUACCACGUCUGUGAUUAUUUUAGCGGGUGAAAUGAUGUCAGUCGCGGAACAAUUCUUGGAGGAGCAGAUGCACCCGACAGUCAUUAUUGGGGCUUACCGUCAGGCACUUGAAGAUAUUUUAGGAAUUAUGAAGGAGGAAAUCAGUUUACCAGUGGAUGUUAACGAUCAAGAACUUAUGCGAAAGAUUAUUAAAAGUUCAGUGGGAACGAAAUUCAUUAACAAAUGUGGAAAUUUGGCAUCAGAUAUCGCUUUAAAAGCCGUGAAAACUGUCCUACGAGAGGAUUAUGAUAAGAAGGAAAUCGAUAUAAAGAACUACGCAAAAGUUGUCAAGAUUCCUGGUGGAACUCUCGAAGAAUCCUAUGUUUUAUCGGGUAUAAUGUUAAAUAAAGAUGUUACUCAUCCUAAAAUGAGAAGGAAAAUCGCGAAUCCGAGAAUCCUCUUGUUGGAUUGUCCUCUUGAAUACAAGAAGGGUGAAAGCCAGACAAACAUGGAACUAUCGAAAGAAGAAGAUUUUACACGUGCCUUGCAACUGGAGGAAGAGUUUAUAAAACAAAUGUGCGAUGAUAUAAUUGCUGUCCACCCAGAUCUAGUUUUCACCGAGAAAGGAGUAUCAGAUUUAGCUCAGCAUUAUUUGAUGAAGGCCAACAUAACGGCCAUACGCCGUAUAAAGAAGGGUGAUAAUAACAGACUUUCUAGGGCAUGCCAAGCUACCAUAGUCAACCGAACUGAUGAACUACAGGAGUCGGAUGUUGGUACAGGUGCUGGAUUAUUCGAGAUAAAGAAGAUUGGGGACGAAUAUUUCAGUUUUGUAAUCGAGUGUGACAAUCCAAAAGCUUGUACGAUAUUACUUCGUGGACCCAGUGAAGAUGUUUUACAAGAGGUUGAACGAAAUCUUCAAGAUGCUAUGAAUGUGGCGCGAAACGUUAUCAUGAACCCUAUUCUCGUUCCAGGCGGAGGUUCCUGUGAAAUGGCUUUGUCCCAUGCCCUCUCCGAAAAAGCAAAGUCGGUCCCAGGAAUUCACCAGUGGCCCUACCGAGCGGUGGCCCAUGCAUUAGAAGUAAUCCCAAGGACUUUGAUACAAAACUGCGGUGGAAGUGUGAUUCGGACGUUAACAGCUUUAAAGGCAAAACAUGCUACCAAAGGCAACCAUACUUGGGGUGUGAAUGGUGAGACAGGACAACUAAAGGAUAUGCAAGAACUUGGUGUUUGGGACACCUACUCUGUUAAAGCACAAACUAUAAAGACCGCUAUCGAGACGGCCAUAUUGUUGUUGCGUAUUGAUGAUAUAGUAUCUGGCACGAAGAAAAGUGAAGGUCGCGAGGGAAUACAAUCAGGUGCCCAGCCAACUGAUGCUUCAAUGACUGAAUAGCUUUUUAUUUCUUUCUACCUUUCUUUCUAUAAAAACUUUGAUAUUGUCUGAGGAAAAAAGAUAAACGGUCGUCAAUGUUUAUGCUUGUGUAACAUCGUCAAAUUAAAACAGAUAUGUUAUUUGGCUAUUUUUAUCAGUCCGUUAGCUACGAUAUCAUUUAUUUAUCGAUUUCCUUUUAGCAUGUUUUAAUUGUACCAGGAAUGACAAAUAGGUUUGAAAUAUUAAUGUUGUUUCCUCUCCUUUAUCUCAUUA
Xenia sp. Carnegie-2017 is the source of this 1995-nucleotide messenger RNA. Its product is annotated as T-complex protein 1 subunit gamma-like. Gene Ontology annotation, biological process: protein folding. Bases 94 to 1743 code for a protein of 549 amino acids. The record is from RefSeq and is a predicted model, not a curated record. Gene Ontology annotation, molecular function: ATP binding; ATP-dependent protein folding chaperone; ATP hydrolysis activity. Lineage: Eukaryota; Metazoa; Cnidaria; Anthozoa; Malacalcyonacea; Xeniidae. The transcript is spliced from 18 exons. Gene Ontology annotation, cellular component: chaperonin-containing T-complex.